AUGGGUUCUUCAGAUCUUAAUUUAAAGAAAUCGUGGCAUCCCGCUACGUUCAAGAAUCAGGAAAGAGUAUGGAAAGAAGAACAGAAGAAAAAGGAAGAGGAUCGUAAGAUCGAGCAAAUGAGGAAGGAGUUAGCUGAAGAGAAGCAGUUACAAGAAUUGCAACGAAUGCAGGAAGAAGCAGGCACAAAGAAACGAUCAAAUAAGUUAGAUUGGAUGUAUGCUUCACCCAACGCUAAUUUGAGUGGAAAUGCAAACAAUAGUAUGGAGGAGUUUCUCCUCGGAAAAAAGAAUGUAGAUGAUCUAUUGCGUCAGAAGCAAAAAGAACAAGUGGUAACCAGUGAUUGA
Mycotypha africana is the source of this 345-nucleotide messenger RNA. Its product is annotated as N-terminal domain of CBF1 interacting co-repressor CIR-domain-containing protein. NCBI's taxonomy places the organism in Eukaryota, Fungi, Mucoromycota, Mucoromycetes, Mucorales, Mycotyphaceae. The coding region runs from base 1 to 345 and encodes 114 amino acids. The transcript is spliced from 2 exons. The record is from RefSeq and is a predicted model, not a curated record. Gene Ontology annotation, cellular component: U2-type spliceosomal complex. Gene Ontology annotation, biological process: mRNA splicing, via spliceosome.